This is a messenger RNA of Adineta ricciae, 375 nucleotides long. The record is from the annotation of a GenBank genome assembly. Lineage: Eukaryota; Metazoa; Rotifera; Eurotatoria; Adinetida; Adinetidae.
AUGAUCAACAACAACAUCAUCGUUUUUCUUACCCUUUCUUUAAUAUGUGUGAAUAUUGGUAAUACCUAUUCAAUCAAGAAUCGUGAAGGUCAGAUGGACACUGAUAAACAUCAUGUAUUCAAAGAUUCUUUACCUCACUAUGGUCAACAUUUGAUGAUGAGAAAACUGAUCGAUGCUAUCGAUACGGAUUCGGAUUUGCUAGAGGAAGAUCAAAACUUUGAUUCAAUGAACUUCGAUCGAGAAAAACGUUUUUGGCUUUUCGCAAAGAAUGAUGAAAACGACAAGAGUGCCGAUGAGACAUCUGCUUCGUCUAAACAAUACAAUUCUUUAUCUCAAGGUUUAUGGCGAUCGGGCAUUGUUGGACGACGACGUUAA